This is a messenger RNA of Necator americanus (New World hookworm), 285 nucleotides long. RefSeq lists its product as uncharacterized. NCBI's taxonomy places the organism in Eukaryota, Metazoa, Nematoda, Chromadorea, Rhabditida, Ancylostomatidae. The transcript has a single exon. Bases 1 to 285 code for a protein of 94 amino acids. The record is from RefSeq and is a predicted model, not a curated record.
AUGCAAGCAGAUGUGGAUCUCUUUGAGACCUCGAACGGGAAUCUCUGGGAACAACCGAUUGAACUCGUCGAUGAGUUCUGUUACCUGGCUGUAUGCAGAAGAACAACGGCAGCUUCGAAAAAGAUAUCCAGCAAAGGUGCGCGAAGGCCUCAACAAAGUGGCUGUGGUCGACCUCCAUCACCAACGAUGUCAAGCUGCGAGUCUACCUAUCUGCAAUUCGCCCCAUCAUGGUGUACGGAUCGGAGACUUCUUAAGCUUCUUAGACGGCCGCUUGACUACUUUUGA